Molecule: messenger RNA, 1750 nt
Organism: Exophiala oligosperma
Lineage: Eukaryota; Fungi; Ascomycota; Eurotiomycetes; Chaetothyriales; Herpotrichiellaceae
Exons: 2
Coding region: 233-1339 (368 amino acids)
Biological process (GO): cytoplasmic translation
Cellular component (GO): cytosol
Molecular function (GO): metal ion binding; mRNA binding
Source: RefSeq, a predicted model, not a curated record
CCACAAUCAACCAAAAGACCCAAAGAGACCACAAGAAACCCGUUCACCUUCGUCCUUUGACGACCACAACGCAUCCCUCAUUCCUUAUCUCGCCUUCCACCAUCCUCACCACCGACAUCUCCUCCCUCCGUGUCUCUUGAAGCGCCCAUUUUUAUCUGCGCACGCCACCUCGAGCGCCGCAUCUCAUUAAUCGAAGUUUUUUUGACCGGCCUCCCACUACGUUUCUUUCAACAUGCCGCCCAAAGGCAAAGUGGCCGACCAGCCCAAGAAAACCAAGGCCAGUGUCGAAGAUAAAACAUUUGGCAUGAAAAAUAAAAAGGGUGGCAGUGCGAAGAAACAAAUUGCCCAACUCCAGGCACAAGCCAAGUCAAACAAGUCGCCCGAGGAGAAACGAAAAGAAGCAGAAAAGGAACAGAGAAAGAAGGAGAAGGAGGCUGCUGAAGCGGCCAAGGCAGAGGCUGCCGAAUUAUUCAAGCCCAUUCAGGUCCAGAAAGUACCUUUCGGUGUCGACCCGAAGACGGUGCUCUGUCAGUUUUUCAAGCAAGGCCAUUGCGACAAGGGAAGGAAAUGCAAGUUCAGCCACGAUCUCGACGUGGGAAAGAAGGUGGCCAAGAAGGAUCUCUACCAAGACACUCGAGAACAAGAGAAAGAGGACAAGGAAAAGGAUACCAUGGAUGAUUGGGACGAAGAAAAAUUGCGCAAAGUCGUCGUCAGCAAACACGGCAAUCCACGCACGACGACGGACAAGGUCUGCAAGUACUUCAUCCAGGCGGUGGAGGACGGGAAGUAUGGCUGGUUUUGGACUUGCCCCAAUGGAGGCGACAAGUGCAUGUACAGGCACAGUUUACCACCUGGAUUUGUACUCAAGACUCGAGAGCAGCGACGUGCCGAGAAGGAACUCAUGGACAAGUCUCCAUUGAAAACGCUCACCCUAGAAGACUUUUUGGAGUCUGAACGACACAAGCUCACAGGGACUUUGACCCCGGUGACGCCCGAGUCAUUCGCCAAAUGGAAGAAAGAGCGUAUGGACAAGAAAGCCGCCGAAGAGCAAGCACGAAAGGCCAAGGAAGCCACCGGUCGAGCCAUGUUCGAAAGUGGGAACUGGAAAGGUUCCGAAGAUGAAGACAGCAGUGAUGACGACGACGACGAUGAGGGUUCAUUCAACCUUGAGGCGAUGCGUAGAGAGACUGAAAGGAUCCGACAGCAAAAGGAAGAAGAACGACUGGCCAGAGCCAACGGUGGGGUGGUUCCUGAUGACAACAACGAAGAUACAGAAAGUCCAGCGGAUGCGUCUGACAGCAACGGUGAUACGGGAGACGGCAGUGGAGGACAAGGCUGAGAAAGAGGUGUUUGGGUUAUUUUUAUAUGACACUCUGAUACCACGCCCAGCGAACGUUUAGCGAAACACAUCACGGAGUACAGGCACAAGACAGACUCGACUUGCGAUUAACCCCGGUCCAAAGGAAGCAUCCGGGUUUCGCAGAGAUCACUUAUGAAAUUUAUGGGAGGAAAAGCGUGUCUACAAAACAAGCUAGAGGCUUCUCUGAUACUACAUUGACGAUUCAAUACGAUGGAUGGGUCGCAGUUGGGGAGAGUAGUUGGUUUUGCCUUGUUGACCUGGGUGAGUUGAGACCGUCUAUAUAGCUAUGGUCGAGAUAGAUCACUCGUACGAGACAAGGAUCACAUGAGAACGAGAACAAGACAGACUGACUUGAGGGAAAACACCAUUCUUCUAUUGCUAUAAUAUGUG